Molecule: messenger RNA, 3768 nt
Organism: Oryctolagus cuniculus (rabbit)
Lineage: Eukaryota; Metazoa; Chordata; Mammalia; Lagomorpha; Leporidae
Source: RefSeq, a predicted model, not a curated record
AGCUGCUUCCCGCGCCGGGACCUGAGUGGCGCUGGGCGGAGGCCCCGCGGCACCCGCAGCCCCCGCGCUCCGGGAAGUUGCUCGCGCGUAACAAUCAGAGUGGCCGCCGGGCUGCGGGGCCCGCUCCCCUCCCUCACGCGGCCGGCGGGUGUAUCCAGAGAUGGCGCGUGCUGGCACUUAGUGGUGUCUUUACUGCUUGCUGCAUACAGGAGUGACCUUGGGAAAUGAGGAGGAAUUUGGAGGCAAAGGUGCCUCUGCUGUGCCCGGGAAGAGUUACCAGGGAGCCUGAGUGCAGAUGCGUGAUCAAGGCUGGAGUCUUGGAUGUGGAGGUGGUCGAUCUGUAAAGUGGCAUCACAUGGGGAAGUGGAGAUAACAACACCUCAGGGGACGAGUGCGGAGCAGAUAAAAGCGUUUUGUUGAUCCUGGAAAGCCGUGGUGAUGACUCCAGUAAUUGGGUUCCUGCUGUCUAUGAGAGAGACCUGGAUUGAGUUCCUUGUUCCCAGCUUCAACCUACCCCAGCCCUAGACCUUGGAGGCAUUUGGAAAAGUGUGGGAUUAGUGAUAUGCUUUCAUGAACAGCGGAGCUGAAGAUGUCUAGGCAGAACUUAGUGGCUUUGACAGUCACCACCCUUCUGGGUGUGGCUGUGGGGGGAUUUGUCCUGUGGAAAGGUAUCCAGCACCGAAGGAGUAAGGCAAGCCCUGUGAGGCCGCCGACACCGCGGCGGCAGCAGCAGCAGCAAGAGGAGGAGGAGGAGGAGCAGCAGCAGCAGCCGCAGCCGCAGCCGCAGCAGCAAGUGCCCGGCCGUCCAGAGCCGCCCGCUCCGCCGGAGGACCAGCUGCACUCCAGCUCCCCCAGCGCCUCAUGGGAGGAAAGAAUCCUCCACGGAAAGGUGGUGAUGGUGUCGCAGGAGGCAGAGUGGGACCAAAUCGAGCCUUUGCUUAGGAGUGAGUUAGAAGAUUUUCCAGUUCUUGGAAUCGACUGUGAGUGGGUGAAUUGUGAAGGCAAAGCCAGCCCUCUGUCACUCCUACAAAUGGCCUCUACAAGUGGCUUUUGUGUCUUGAUUCGCUUGCCCAAGCUGACCUACGGAGGGAGAGUGCUACCAAGAACGUUACUGGACAUCUUGGCAGAUGGCACCAUUUUAAAAGUUGGCGUGGGCUGUUCGGAAGAUGCCAGCAAGCUUCUGCAGGACUAUGGCCUCGCUGUCAGGGGCUGUCUGGACCUCCGGUACCUGGCUGUGCGCCAGAGAAACAAUUUGCUCCGUAAUGGUCUUAGCCUGAAAUCGCUCGCUGAGACUGUGUUGAACUUCCCCCUUGACAAGUCCCUUCAACUUCGUUGCAGCAACUGGGAUGCUGAGAAUCUUACAGAGGACCAGGUAACUUACGCCGCCAGGGAUGCGCAGGUUUCAGUGGCUCUCUUUCUCCAUCUCCUUGGAUACCCUUUCUCUAGGCAGUCAGCUGUGCCAGAGAGCGAUGACCGCGCUGGCUGGAGGAAAGUCUUGGAGAAAUGCCGGGAUAUGGUGGACAUCCCAUUCCGAAGCAAAGCAGUUAGCAGACUGGGAGAGGAGGUUGCUGGGGAAGCCUCUGAGUCUCAGCAGAAGCCGAGAAAGAAGAAGUCUGAGAGCGAUGGAGCGGUGCCCGGCAGCCAGCAAGGCCGGGACCCCAGGAGACACAAGAGAAAGCCCCUGGGGGUGGGCUACUCUGCCAGAAAGUCGCCUCUGUAUGAUAACUGCUUUCUCCACGCUCCUGAUGGACAGCCCCUCUGCACCUGUGACCGGAGGAAAGCCCAGUGGUACCUGCACAAGGGCAUUGGAGAGCUGGUGAGCGAAGAGCCCUUUGUGGUGAAGCUCCGGUUUGAGCCUGCGGGCAGACCUGAAUCCCCGGGAGACUACUACCUGAUGGUCAAAGAGAACCUGUGUGUGGUGUGCGGCAAGCGGGACUCCUACAUCCGGAAGAACGUGAUUCCGCACGAGUACCGCAAGCACUUCCCCAUUGAGAUGAAGGACCACAACUCCCACGACGUGCUGCUGCUCUGCACCUCCUGCCACGCCAUCUCCAACUACUACGACAACCACCUGAAGCAGCAGCUGGCCAGGGAGUUCCAGGCGCCCAUCGGCUCCGAGGAGGGCUUGCGCCUGCUGGAAGACCCCGAGCGCCGGCAGGUGCGUUCCGGGGCCAGGGCCCUGCUCAACGCGGAGAGCCUGCCUGCCCAUCGCAAGGAGGAGCUGCUGCGAGCGCUGAGGGAGUUUUAUAACACAGACACCAUCACAGAGGAGAUGCUGCAGGAGGCCGCCAACCUGGAGACAAGGAUUUCUAAUGAAAACUACGUCCCUCACGGGCUGAAGGUGGUGCAGUGCCACACCCAGGGUGGCCUGCGCUCCCUCAUGCAGCUCGAGAGCCGCUGGCGCCAGCACUUCCUGGACUCCAUGCAGCCCACACACCUGCCGCAGCAGUGGUCCGUGGAUCACAACCAUCAGAAGCUGCUCCGGAAGUACGGAGAAGACCUCGCGGUCAAGCUGUCGUGAGCGCGGCUCCCUCCAGGGCAGGGUGGGGCGGGGGUGGGGGGGUGCUGCAGUGAAGGCAACGGAGUCGUGGUCGUUAAUUGUCAAAGCCGGAGCCGCGCAGUCAGUAUAUGAACCCGUGCUGGACUCAGGUGCUUCUGAGGCAGCAGGCUGCCGUUUUAAGGAAAGCCGUGGUUUUCAUCUGUAACUGAGCAAGGUCCGUCUCCUCUCUUGGUUUGUUUUUGUGAACGAGAAAGGAGACCUUGACCUUUAUUUGCUCUCUGCUCCCUCUGCCUUUCCUGCGCAGAGGGAAACCGACAAAUUCUCCCCGAAGCGACUUGCUGGGACUCUCAGAAAAUGUUUUUAGCUCCUUGCUUCCCUGUCCAGUGCGUUGAUUGACCUCGGACAGGAGCUGCCCAGCGUGUCAGUCCCGUCAGGCGGGAAGGGAGACUGUGCUUCCGGAGGCUGGAGAGGGGACCAAGGGUCUGACCCGUGCUCCCAGCUCAGCCUCCUGAGGAUCAUCUCUGGCUGAGUGCUCGCCAGCGACUCACCUGGCUGGGACCCGCCCGGAGUACGGUGCUUCUGUUGAUUUCCCAUGGUGACUGUGCUCCCUUCCCACGUGGGGACCACAGGGCAGCUUCCUGCUGUGAGCUCCGCCCUCCCCUUGAGGAAGCCCCCUUCUGGGAUAAGCCUCCCCCCUCCCCGCGAGGUGGACGGGCCUGCAGGCCGCUGCCCAGCAGAGCGUGGUUCUUGGCUCAGCUCCUCCCUUUGUGCCGUGUGUUGCCUGCUUCUUGCACGCUUCCUGCCCAAAACUGCCAGGAUUUUAGCUCAGUCCCUUCCUGUGGGGAAGAUUGUAUUUAACCAGGAUCCAUGUCAGCUCCUCCACGCUCCGGCCUCCCUCAGCUUUGCAACACUGACUUCUUUUAAACCCAUACUCACUCCAGAGGCUUUCAGUCAGGUCGCAGUUCAUGGAGGACGUCCUGGUCCCCCCUGAAGCCUGGGGCCCCGAGAUCAGUGAAUAGAGUAGAUGUUUGCAAGGGUGAUGUUUCGUCUCUCAAAACAUCUGUCUCCUCAUUGAGUGUGAAAUUAACUUAUUAGUGAUUGUACCUUUUCUAAACUACUAGGGAAACUUUCGUAUUUCACAAGUUCUUAACAAGCUUAAAAAGGACUUUUAAGAUCUGAAUUCAACAAGAGCUCUAUUUUGGAAUUGUGCCCAAGUUGGUGAUGAUUGUUCUAACCUUGAUCAAUAAAACCUCUAAGCACAAGACUCA